Homarus americanus (American lobster) is the source of this 1086-nucleotide messenger RNA. It is a transcript of the gene mei-W68, whose product is annotated as meiotic recombination protein SPO11-like. Lineage: Eukaryota; Metazoa; Arthropoda; Malacostraca; Decapoda; Nephropidae. Gene Ontology annotation, biological process: meiotic DNA double-strand break processing; reciprocal meiotic recombination; meiotic DNA double-strand break formation. Gene Ontology annotation, cellular component: nuclear chromosome. The transcript has 8 exons. The record is from RefSeq and is a predicted model, not a curated record. The coding region runs from base 1 to 1086 and encodes 361 amino acids. Gene Ontology annotation, molecular function: DNA binding; DNA topoisomerase type II (double strand cut, ATP-hydrolyzing) activity; ATP binding.
AUGGCAGUCAAUGAAGAAUUCUGGUGUGAAAUUGAGAAGUUACGCAUGAUUAUUCUUCGGGAGGGCGAGGAAUAUAACCAAACUGCAAUGGCAAUGAUGAACUGGGAGGAUAUUAGCAGAGAGAUGCUGGGCGGAUGUGAGCGUAUCGUGGAAGACGUGGUGGCUAGCAUCAGCGUCGGAGAACCUCCUGUCCUCAGGGUGCCCCGUCCUCCUCGCAGUGAUAAGAGCGGGAGUGGCGGGGAGUCCUUGGUGAGCUUGGGAGCCCCUCGCAGCACCCGACGCUUCACCCACCUACUGCACACCCUCGCCCAGGCCUACCGCCUUGUCACCUCCGGCACCUACGCCACCAGAAGGGACGUGUAUUACGAGUCGGUGGGGCUUUAUCAAACGCAGGCAUCGAUGGACCGAUCAGCCGAAGACUUGACACGGCUGCUGGGUGUGCCCCGAGAGAGCCUCCACCUCACCAUUACCGGGAAGGGCCUCGUCGCCGGUGCACUCACCUACACCACAUACAGCGGUACUAUCGUCAACGUCUGCCAGUCUCAGAAGGGUUUACUAGUGCCAGACAGUGUGGAGGGGCUGACUGGGGUGGUGUCAGAUGCGCGCUACAUCCUGGUGGUAGAGAAGGACGCCACCUUCCAGAAGCUGGUGGAGGCACAGGUUCAUCGUACCUACGGACCUGCCAUACUCAUUACGGGGAAAGGAUACCCAGACAUAUCCACCCGCCAGCUGGUGCACCGCCUGUGGAGGGAACUGAAGGUACCUGUGCUCGCCCUCACUGACGCCGACCCCUACGGCCUCCACAUAGCUGCCAUCUACAAGUUUGGUGCCUUACCUUCUGACUUACGAGCGCUCCAGCUCCCCGCCCACGCCCUCCUACCCCUGAGCCCCAAAGACCACGGCAAACUGGCUUCCCUUGCCGCCCACCCCUCACUCUCCACGAAUCCAUCUUGGCUCCGACAGAUCGAAGAGCAGCGUGAGUGUGGCUACAAGGCAGAGAUCCAGAGCCUCACUCACAUCAGCCCGGACUACCUCACCUCAAUUUACUUACCAAGCAAGCUUCGCCAGGGAGGCUGGAUCCUUUGA